This is a messenger RNA of Vollenhovia emeryi, 482 nucleotides long. RefSeq lists its product as uncharacterized. NCBI's taxonomy places the organism in Eukaryota, Metazoa, Arthropoda, Insecta, Hymenoptera, Formicidae. The record is from RefSeq and is a predicted model, not a curated record. Bases 42 to 482 code for a protein of 146 amino acids. The transcript is spliced from 2 exons.
CGAAGAAAGUUCAUAGGAAAAUUACAGCUACUUUAAAGAAGAUGAGACCACCAAGCAGGAGUGUAGAGGAGGACAACGAGUAUUACGGACCAAUUGAUGGGGCAAGACCUCAAGAUCAUUCAGAUACAUAUUGGAUGCUGCUACAAAGCAGCUGUUUACAGAAAAUAGUGAAUGAACCAAUAUAUGUAUCAAAAUUUUAUUCGUGGGUGAAGUUAUGUGAAGUGUGUUACAGUGAAAGACAAAUUAGAGGAGUAGAUGCAUAUGAGUUAAAAGAGAACUAUCACGCAAUAACAUCUAGACUACACAGACUCACUUGGGAGCACAAGACUGGUUGCAUAAGGUGCAAAAAAGAACUAAUGUGGGUAAGACCAGCCCAUCAAUGCCGAGAUUGUAUAGAAGAAUACUUAGUUAAGGAAGAUAUGUUCAAUAUUAGAGAAAACGCGAGAAUGAAUUACGAGACAGAGACAAUUAAACGCUAUUAA